AUGGAGUGUCCUUUCCUCCGGAAUCCGAUUGAAGCUGAAUCAGAAAUUAUUCGCAAUGCCUUACGACGGGAGAGAAUGUUAAGACUCAGACUCGAUAUUUUGUCUUUCCCCGAUGAGUACCUCAUAGAACGUUACCGUUUUUCUUCACCCUCUAUUAUUUACCUGACCAACAUUCUCCGGCCACAAAUUUACAACAUCACAAACCGCGGACGUGCUCCCAGUCCUGAGCAAAUUCUUUGUGUUGCACUUCGUUUUUUUGCAAAUGGAAGUUUCCUCUACAAUAUUGGCGACGCAGAGCAUAUUGGCAAAGCAACUGCCUGUAGAGCAGUGAGAAAAGUUUGCCUAGCACUGAAACGCCUACUACAUGCAUUUGUAGUUUUCCCUGGGCACAAAGCUCUUAGGGCCAAUAAAGAGGAAUUCCACAGGAUUGCAGGACUUCCAAAUGUGAUAGGCUGCAUUGAUGGGACACACAUUCCCAUCACUGCUCCUUCCAUAAAUGAAGGAGACUAUGUGAAUAGGAAGUCCUUCCACAGCAUUAAUGUGCAGAUCAUGUGUGAUGCUGCACACAUGAUCACUAAUGUUGAAGCCAAGUGGCCCGGCUCUGUACAUGACUCACGCAUAUACCGUAAGUGUACCCUGAGCAACAGAUUUGCACAUGGAGAGUUUGAUGGCUACCUGCUUGGGGACAGAGGGUACCCAUGCAUGCCCUCUCUUUUGACCCCUUACCCUGACCCUGAGCCGGGCCCCCAACAGCGGUUCAAUGUGGCCCACUGCAGGACUAGAGCCCGGGUAGAAAUGACAUUAGGCAUUUUAAAAUCCCGGUUCCAGUGCCUGCGUAGACUCAGGGUAUCCCCAGAGCGGGCUUGUGACAUUAUAGUGGCAUGUGUUGUUCUCCAUAAUAUUGCCCUUAUUAGAGGAGAGCAACACCCUGCCAUACAAAUGGAUGACCCUGAGGAAGACCAGCCCAUCCACCCUGCAGAUGUCCAGGAUGGAAGAGCGGUCCGGGACAUCAUCUGCCAGAACCAUUUCUCACAUUAA
This is a messenger RNA of Cololabis saira (Pacific saury), 1038 nucleotides long. RefSeq names its product putative nuclease HARBI1. Lineage: Eukaryota; Metazoa; Chordata; Actinopteri; Beloniformes; Belonidae. The transcript has 4 exons. The record is from RefSeq and is a predicted model, not a curated record. The coding region runs from base 1 to 1038 and encodes 345 amino acids.